CCCCCCCCCCCCCCCCCCACACCUUCGGUGGCCUCGCCGCGCUCCUCUCUUCCUUCCCGCGGCGAACUUCCAAAAAGCUUGGACCUUUGAGUUCAAGCCGGCGACGGAUUCCGUCGAUGCGAGGCCGAAGGCGCCAGAUCCAGACCACUAACAACAUGACGCGGGCAGCAACCUUCCCACAAGCAGCGGCCAUGGCGUACUCGGCCUCCCUGCAGAGCUUCCUCCCGCCCUCGGCCCACGCGGCGACGUCGUCGUCCCAGCACCGGCCCAACCACGCCCGCCCCUUCCAGUGCGCGGCCGUUUCCGCCCCGUCGGCGGCGGCCGCCUCGCCGUCGGCCUCGGCCGUCCCGGCGGAGCGGCUGGAGCCGCGGGUGGUGCAGCGCUGCAACGGGAGGGCGGGUACUGGGUGCCUCACAAGCUCACCAAGCUGCCCAUGGAGCAGAUCGACGCCGACAAGCUCACCAAGCAGGACGUCGACGUGCGGCUCAAGUGGCUCGGGCUCUUCCACCGCCGCAAGCAGUAGUGUAUACCCCUGCUCUGUCAAGGUUCUGAGGCAUUAUCUUGUUGAGGACUCAUGUUGAGAUCAAUCACAAACAUCAUUGCGGCGGUGGAGCACUUGCUCAGGUUUACAAUCAAGUUCUCUUUAAUUCAGCAGCAACAGCAACAGAGGCGGGGGCGGGCGCGGAGAGGAAGACCCUGGGGAGGAGAGGUUGAGCAGGGCCAACGCGGCGAUGAAGACCCUGGGCCAGAGUGGCGACGAAGACCCAGCGCCGCGACGGCGACCAAAAUUGUCCGCGGCGACGGCGGCCAAGGCGGACCAAAUCGAGGACCUAGUCAUCAAUUUACUGCUUCUUGGCACGAUUCAGAGGGAGGUGACGAAGAGGAAGAACUUUAGGAGCAAUCCCGCUGCUCAGGUAGGCGAGGGCACACCCAUGGCGGCUGCGCGCAGCUGGGCGGCGGCGCAAGGCGCCUCCGUGGAGGUUCUGCGCGUCUCCUCCGCGACGACGCAGGUCGUCUCCUGCACAGGCGGCUGGGUCCUGCAACACGCGGAGACUCUCUCUGGGUGCUGAGGAGAACGGGGGAGGAAGACGGGGGAUGGUGGCCGGAGCCGGCGACGCGCGAGGGACGGUGGAGAACUGAGGAAGGAGACGGGGGCGUUUUUUUAAAUGAUUCAAAAGUAUCAGGACAUGUUUGCAAAAUGCAUAAUGUACAGCACGCGCGACAUCUAAAUCCGAACGGAGGGAGUAGAUUUUGCUGGUUGCCUUGCCUGCUCAUGUAUGUGCAGGUUACAGGCCGGGCUGCGGCGAGGUACACUCCCCAAGUUCCUGUUCCCCCUAUUUGCUCGCAUAUUGUAAGUCUAGGUCUCGAAUCGGAAUGCGCUAGGACUUUGUCUGGUGAACAUGGGUUGCAAUCGAGGGGGGGACAGAGGAAAAAAAUGUUUUAUUCAGUUUUUACAGCGUGGUUUUUUUUGUCCACCUUCCGAUUUGUUGCACGUGGCUAUCUCCCUAUGGAGGGCUUUGGCUGAGCUGUACUGCCAUCUUCCAACCUUUGCCCAUGCGCGAGCCCAUCAGUGAUGCCGCUGCUUUCCUUCCUUGGAAGUAGAUGCUCCUGGAAUUCUCCGACCGCCGAUGUGAACUUUUCAGAUGAUAAGUUUUCAUAUGCCUCCCAUUCGUAUUUCAUAACGGAUUGCGUCAAUCCAACCCAUUGAUAGUUGUCACUGCUCUCUCGCUUGGGAACCUUGACCCCGCUCGUGUUUGUUUGGCUGCUAGUACC
This is a messenger RNA of Triticum aestivum (bread wheat), 1773 nucleotides long. RefSeq lists its product as uncharacterized. Lineage: Eukaryota; Viridiplantae; Streptophyta; Magnoliopsida; Poales; Poaceae. The record is from RefSeq and is a predicted model, not a curated record. The coding region runs from base 117 to 581 and encodes 154 amino acids. The transcript is spliced from 3 exons.